AUGAGGCUUCCCUUUUGCUAUCCGAGGUACUUCCUCGUCGCGGCGCUUUUGUUAGGGAUCGUCGGUAUCCUUCCGGUCAUCAUCCACCUGCACUUUGGGAUUGAUCCAUUUCUCGAGGAUAGUGAUCCGAAGAGAGACUACUUGCUUAAUAAGGAUCCGGGUCAAUCCACUGAUUCCACCACUCUGGAUCUCUUCGGCCAGGAUGCAGGCGAAGAACUUAAAGGACCAGAGGAAAAUGUGCAUCAAAAUAGUGAGUCUCGUGACACAGUAAACAGAGUUAAAGAUGGCCAAUCUGACAAUGAUGGAAAUACAGGAACUCAUGAGAAUAAUGUAACAAUUGCCACCACCGAGGAGAUGAGUGAGUUAUCUGAUCAAGGAACUCUAGAAGAAGACACUAAACGAUUAUACACUCUAGGUGGGACAAAGGAGAGGAUAUGGGAGAUGGAAGAUCAGCUAAUCAUGGCUAAGGCUUAUUUGGACUUUGUCCCUAAAGCCAACAACACUCUCUUGAGACAAGAGCUGAAGCUGAGAACCAGAGACAUAGAAAAAGCACUCGGUCAAGCCAACAAAAGUUCUGAUUUCUCAAUGAGUGCUUUGCAGACAAUCAGAGCAAUGGAAGCAACCUUGUCCAAAGCCCACAGGGCUUAUCCGGAUUGCUCAGAAAGGGCAUACAAAAUACGUUCCUCGUUGGAGAAAAAAGAAGAAGAGUUGAGAACUGUACAGAAUGAACUCUUGUAUCUCGUGCAUGUUGCUUCUACAUCCCUACCUAAGGGUAUCCAGUGCUUGUCAUUGCGGCUCACUUCAGAGUAUUUCACCUCUAAUCCCAAGGAUCACAAACUCUUGGUGGACAGACACAAAGUGCAGAAGCCUUACUUGCAUCAUUAUGCUGUAUUCUCGGACAAUGUGCUAGCAUGUGCAGUAGUUGUGAACUCAACGAUUUCCUCAUCUCAGGAACCUGAGAAAAUCGUUUUCCAUGUGGUGACUGAUUCUCUAAACUUUCCAGCAAUAACAAUGUGGUUUCUGUUGAACCCUCCUACUCCAGCCACGAUUGACAUUCUAGUCUGGGAUAAUUACGAACAACUAGCUGCUAAUUUCAGUCCAACAGAAGAGCUGGUCGGCAUUCGAGACCCAGCUUAUACUUCUACCGUCAACCGCCUCCAGUUUUUCCUGCCAAAUCUUUUUCCUUUCUUGCAUAAAAUUCUGGUUCUGGAUCACGAUGUGGUGGUGCAGAGAGAUUUAAGCUGGCUGUGGAGGAUAGAUAUGAAGGGUAAAGUCACUUGUGCCGUCAAGAUGUGUAAUCAUCAAUUGGAAGACCUUCUUGACUUCACAGAUCCGAUCCUGUCAAGUAGCUUUGAUCCAAAGGCUUGUGUGUUGGCAUUUGGGAUGAAUAUGUUUGACCUGAAUGAGUGGCGCAAGCAAGGUUUAACUGCAAGUUAUGGAAACUGGAUACAAAAGGGAAUAACUAGGAAAUUUCGGACAGGCGAGGGAUGGCCAUUGGCUCAGCUCGUAUUUUACAACGACACGGCUUAUCUCGACGGGGGGUGGCACUUGCUAGGACUCGGCAAUGACCCGAAUGUAAGGAGAGAAGAGAUCAAGAAAGCAGCAGUUAUCCACUACAGUGGGACAAGGAAACCGUGGAUCGAUAGCGCGAUUCGGGAAUACAAGAACUACUGGGAUAAGUAUCUUAACUACAAUAACCCAUCCUUGCAGAAGUGCCACGUUCAUAAUAAUUAGUUGCAGCCAUAACAUGAUUUUGUCUGCUAAUGGUUGACACAUUCUUUUAUUCUUUUUCACUUUAGCAUUAGUGUAGACCAUUAGUUUCACUUCUUCUUUUUGCCUCCAUCCUGCCUCACUAUAUGCCCUCGUGUAAGUACUCUUUGAUCGUUUUCUGUUUUUCUCUUCUCCUUUGAGGACAUAA
Messenger RNA from Ananas comosus (pineapple), 1918 nucleotides. RefSeq names its product probable galacturonosyltransferase 5. The record is from RefSeq and is a predicted model, not a curated record. Lineage: Eukaryota; Viridiplantae; Streptophyta; Magnoliopsida; Poales; Bromeliaceae. Bases 1 to 1734 code for a protein of 577 amino acids. Gene Ontology annotation, molecular function: polygalacturonate 4-alpha-galacturonosyltransferase activity. The transcript has 9 exons.